Molecule: messenger RNA, 681 nt
Organism: Schizosaccharomyces octosporus yFS286
Lineage: Eukaryota; Fungi; Ascomycota; Schizosaccharomycetes; Schizosaccharomycetales; Schizosaccharomycetaceae
Product: nucleoporin Pom34
Exons: 1
Coding region: 1-681 (226 amino acids)
Biological process (GO): spindle pole body duplication; protein import into nucleus
Cellular component (GO): nuclear outer membrane; nuclear pore transmembrane ring
Source: RefSeq, a predicted model, not a curated record
AUGACUACUCCAUUUUCGCAGUCUGUUUUUGCCCAAUCUCUUUUCGAAGAGAACCCAGCAAAAAAUGUUGAAAUCGUUGAGCCACCGACGCGAAACUCACCAUUUCUUGUUCCAAAACGCCAAAAAGAUGUAACUACAGACUUACGGCGCUCUAAAACCACCUCAGACGUUCAUCCAGUCGCGUCGUCAUUGGAAGAUGCAAGUUCCAACGCGUCUACAUCAUCAAAAUUGCUUCCUAUUCAGGAAAUUCCAAAACAACAAGAUUACCCAGUGCCUCCUCCUUCUGGCUAUUGGAAACAUCCUGUUGUUGAUACCGUCUCGAAACGUCUUCAUGAUCAGAUCCCUACCGAUCGCACUUGGAGCCGCAUGAUUUCUAAUCUAUUUGCUCUUAUUUGCUUUCAAUUUCUAAAAUGUUUUCUUCCAAAAACAAACUCUAUCAGGUUUGCUUCUUGGGCACUUCAAUUCUUGCUGCUCCUAAAUAUCCUUGAGGCUUUUUGGCAGUUUAUUCGCCCUCGCCCUACUUUUGAUGAUUUGAAGCUAAGUCCUAAUCAAAGAAAGCUGCUUGGAUUACCACCAGCUGAUCCAAACUCCACUCACAUCACAGGUCCUAGUUUCCAACCUUCCAGCAAGAUGUCGAGUUCGAAAACUUUUCCUUCACAGCGAAGCACUACCUGGGCUUAG